UAUGAGUAGUUAAUAACAAGUGAAGGGUAUUAUAGUAAUUACAAACAACCAGAAAUUUCCACGAACCUAUUGGAUAAGAUAUAGAUAAUUCUCUAUAUAUAAAUAGUUGAGAUCAUUAUAUAAAUUCAACAAGAAAAAAGAAAAAGAAUUAUCGACUUUCCCUGUCUGCAAUUUGUUGUGAAAAUUCUCUUCUGUAUAUUUCUUUGAUUGAUAAAAUCUAUGGACGCUUUCGCUUCUUUCUUUGAUUCCCAGACCGGUUCGAGAAACCGGUGGAGUUACGACUCGCUCAAGAAUCUGGGUCAUAUCUCUCCUCAUGUCCAAUCUCAUCUCAAACGGGUUUAUCUCACAUUAUGUUGCACUCUGGUGGCUGCUGCUGUUGGGUCUUACCUUCAUAUUCUUUGGAACAUCGGUGGCCUGCUUACAACUCUUGCCAGCAUAGGAUGUAUGUUCUGGCUGCUCUCUAUUCAUCCUUUUGAAGAGCAAAAGAGGGUUGCAAUUUUGAUGGCGUCUUCUGUUUUCCAAGGAGCUUCCAUUGGUCCUUUGAUUGAUUUAGCCAUCCAGAUUGACCAAAGCAUUCUUGUCAGCGCAUUCGUUGGAACUGCAUUGGCGUUUGCUUGUUUCUCAGGAGCAGCUGUGUUGGCAAAACGUAGAGAGUACCUUUACCUCGGUGGCCUUCUCUCUUCUGGUGUGUCCAUGCUUCUCUGGUUGCACUUCGCAUCUUCCAUUUUCGGGGGAUCUGCAGCCAUCUUCAAGUUCGAGCUGUAUUUUGGGCUUUUGGUGUUUGUGGGCUACAUGGUAGUGGACACUCAAGACAUCAUCGAGAAGGCGCACAUGGGUGAUAUGGACUAUGUCAAGCAUGCCUUGACCCUCUUCACAGACUUCGUUGCUGUCUUUGUUCGAAUUCUUAUCAUCAUGGUAAGUUGUCACAAGUCUGGUUGUGUAGCUAAUUUAGUUAACCGAACAAAUUAUUCAUCUACUUUUUUUACUAUAUAUUAGCUACUAACUGUUUGAAUUUCUAUCUGCAGUUGAAGAAUACAUCCGAUAAGAAUGAGAAGAAGAAGAAGAGAAGAGAUUAGAUUAGAUUCAAAAUUUACUCUCAUGUUUGUGUAAGCACAGCCUUAAUGGAUCUUAUCGUGGAUAAAACAUGUGUAUAACUUUUUUUUGUUGUUGUUUUUUUAGCUCUUCUUUAAUCUGAGAACAUAAACUGCAGAAACAAGAAAAAUAGUUUAAACACGUGGACCUUAUACUAUUUUUGUUUUGUUUUGCUAAUGUUUGUGGAUAUAUAAAUUUGACGUAUUGACAA
Cannabis sativa is the source of this 1303-nucleotide messenger RNA. RefSeq names its product bax inhibitor 1. Gene Ontology annotation, cellular component: membrane. The record is from RefSeq and is a predicted model, not a curated record. NCBI's taxonomy places the organism in Eukaryota, Viridiplantae, Streptophyta, Magnoliopsida, Rosales, Cannabaceae. The transcript has 5 exons. The coding region runs from base 220 to 996 and encodes 258 amino acids.